AUGUCUAGACAAAUGGCCCCCUGGGUGCCACUUUUUCAACAAUCGUGUAAAAACAAUUUAACUGAUACAAAUCCAUUUACAGCCUUUCAAUUCUCUACCUCUGAGAUAACAGUCAAUGAAGAUCAAAAUAUCAAAGAAAUCAAGCCUCGUGUAAGGACAGUAGUACUUCGAGACUUUCUUUUCAAUGAUAAAAAGACAAAUGUGUUAACUUUCCAUUCCGACUUAAGGAGUGAGAAAAUGAAAGUUAGAAAAGGCCAAAAACAAUACUUCGAGGGCUGUUUUUAUUUCCCUGGUACUUGGGAACAAUAUAGAAUAAGUGGUGAAUGGUUCAGUAUUUCCUUGAAUGGCGAUAAUGAUAUUGAUGAUCAUAAAUUGACCAAAUACGGUAUUCUUAUAAAGGAAUCUAUAGAGGAAUCUAUAAGGUUGAACCAAACAAAUACUAAGCAUUCCACAGAUGACAGUUCUAGUACUAGUACCAGUGCUACUACUAAUGAUGAAAUUAAUGAAACUUGUAAUAAUAAUAAUAAUAAUAAUAAUAAUAAUAAUAAUAAUAAUAAUAAUGAUAAUAAUGAUAAUAAUAAUAAUGAUAGAGAUGAUAGAAAUGAAAUAACUGAGGUUGUUUAUAGGUUUCCUGAGUGUAAUGAUUGGAAAGAAGAAGUAAUGAGACAAUGGGAUGGAUUAUCAAGAGCAGCUAAAGCAUUAUAUAGAAAGCCUGCUCCAGGUGAGAUACUGACAGUAGAGACAAGUAAGAAAUUGGAUAAGAUACAACGUGGUGUUGAUGGUGCUAAAGAAGACGCAGGCUUAGAAAACUUCACGGUAGUAUGUCUUUUAAUUGAUCAAGUAGACUACUUGAAUUUAAAAGAUGGUCGUGGAGGCGAAAGAAGAAUUUUUAGAAGAUAUUGUGAUGCAGUAUUAUCUAGAAAAGAUUUUAAGGAAGAGGAAGAAGAAGAAGAAGAGGAGGAGGAGGAGGAGGAGAAAGAGAAAGAGAAAGAAGAAGAUGGCGAGGAGGACGAAGAAGAUGAAUGUGAAAUACUCUCUGAACAUGAAGUGUGGACAGAAGUAGAGGUUUGUCCAUAA
This is a messenger RNA of Arxiozyma heterogenica, 1077 nucleotides long. RefSeq lists its product as uncharacterized. Lineage: Eukaryota; Fungi; Ascomycota; Saccharomycetes; Saccharomycetales; Saccharomycetaceae. Gene Ontology annotation, molecular function: FMN binding. The transcript has a single exon. The record is from RefSeq and is a predicted model, not a curated record. Bases 1 to 1077 code for a protein of 358 amino acids.